Molecule: messenger RNA, 485 nt
Organism: Argentina anserina (silverweed cinquefoil)
Lineage: Eukaryota; Viridiplantae; Streptophyta; Magnoliopsida; Rosales; Rosaceae
Product: protein BOLA2
Exons: 3
Coding region: 46-324 (92 amino acids)
Biological process (GO): intracellular iron ion homeostasis
Cellular component (GO): cytosol; nucleus
Molecular function (GO): 2 iron, 2 sulfur cluster binding
Source: RefSeq, a predicted model, not a curated record
AAGUGUGUUGAAUUAGAGACGGUAGAAAAAGCAGAGCAGCAGGAGAUGGGAGUCACUAAGGAACAAGUCGAAGCUUCAUUGACGUCUACAUUGAAACCUUCACAUCUCGAAGUGAUUGAUACAUCUGGAGGAUGCGGUGCUAGCUUUGUUGUUAAAAUAGUGUCAGAGCAAUUUGAAGGAAAGAGGUUGCUAGAGAGGCAUCGGGCGGUCAAUUCUGCUUUGGAAGAGGAGAUGAAGGAGAUUCAUGCUCUCUCAAUAAAGAAGGCCCUCACACCAGAGCAGUGGAAACAACAGCAGGAGGCUGAAAAGUCUAAACCUGCUUAAACAUCGGUAUCAAAGUCUAAACUCUAAACUAUAUUCUAUAGCUGAUAAUACUGGAAACUAUUUGGAAAUGAUUUUGAGUAUGUUGGAACUCUUAAUGUUUCUUUACUUCGGACUCCUUAUCCCUAGCUACAGUUGAAUAUAUGCCAGAAUUAUCGUGCUUA